Molecule: messenger RNA, 3200 nt
Organism: Phascolarctos cinereus (koala)
Lineage: Eukaryota; Metazoa; Chordata; Mammalia; Diprotodontia; Phascolarctidae
Gene: FNDC5
Product: fibronectin type III domain containing 5
Biological process (GO): positive regulation of brown fat cell differentiation
Cellular component (GO): extracellular region; plasma membrane
Molecular function (GO): protein binding
Source: RefSeq, a predicted model, not a curated record
CUGGCCCCGCCGGGACAGCCACCGAGCCUUUGGCUUCCUCUGCCACUCCUCAGGCAGCUACUGUGCCCGUCCAGGCUCACGGCGCAGCGGGGGCGCCCGCCCCUCCCGUCCCCGGAGCCGAAGCUAGAGCCCGAGCCCGAGCCGUCAGCGCAGCGAAAGGAGCAGCGCCAGCCCUCUGGGGCUAGCAGGGGCCGCAGCCGCUGUCCGCGGUUCUGAAAUGAAGGCGGCGGCGCGCCAUCGGCCCUGAGUCCCAGAGCAGGCGGCGGGGAGGACGGAGGGAGGAGCCGCCAUGCGGGCGGCCCGGCCAGCGGACGCCUCCCUGCUCUACAUCCCCGCCACGCUUCUGCUCUGCCUCAGCUCCGCCAGCCUGUGCUUGGUGGAGGCGGACAGCCCCUCUGCCCCAGUCAAUGUCACGGUCAGACAACUGACGGCCAACUCAGCGAUGGUGAGCUGGGAUGUGCUGGACGACGAGGUGGUCAUUGGGUUUGCAAUUUCUCAGCAGAAGAAAGAUGUGCGGAUGCUGCGAUUUAUCCAGGAGGUAAACACUUCUACCCGUUCAUGUGCCCUGUGGGACCUGGAGGAGGACACAGAGUACAUCGUUCAUGUGCAGGCCAUCUCCAUCCAGGGCCAGAGCCCUGCCAGUGAGCCUGUCACCUUCAAGACCCCUCGAGAGGCAGAGAAGUUGGCCUCCAAAAACAAAGAUGAGGUGACCAUGAAGGAGAUGGGAAUGAAGAGCCAGCAGCUUCGGACAGGCGAGGUGCUCAUCAUCGUGGUGGUCCUGUUCAUGUGGGCGGGUGUCAUCGCCCUCUUCUGUCGCCAGUAUGACAUCAUUAAGGACAACGAACCCAACAGCAAGGAGAAAGCCAAGAGCGCCUCGGAGAACAGCACCCCAGAGCGCCAGGGCGGGGGCCUCCUGCGGAGCAAGAUAUGAAAACCUCUUACCUACUCAAUGGGCUUUGAGCACCUGGGAAGAACAGAACUAGAGGAUCGUUGUUCUGAUGAUGGUCAUUCAGCUCCUGGUCCUCUCUAUCUCUUCUUCUCUCUACACUAUCAGCCUUCUCACCUCCCUACCCCCAGAGUUGGGUUUCCUCUUCUCAGUCCCUGCUUCCAGCAUUUAUUUCUCCAGUGUGCUUUCCCUGAGAAGCAGCAUCUCUGUGUGUGUGUGUGUGUGUGUGUGUGUGUCUCUCUCUCCCUCUCUUUCUCUAUCUAUCUCCAUACUCACCAGCUCCAAAAAUCCUCUCAAUGGAUCUAGUUGUCAUAGGUACGCUGAAGCUCCAAGACACCAAGGACCAGUUGGAAAGAUUGUAGUGAGGGGUGAUGUUCAUUGUCCCUGGGCACCCAAGAAACUGGGGGAGGUUACAGGCCAAACAGGAGGCUGGGGAACAAUCAGGAGACUCCAGCUGGUUCCCAGCUUUCCAGGCCCAUAGGUCCAGGCUUCAACAAGGGCAGCCUGUUCGCAUCACCCCCAUAGGUACUCCACCUCUGACUUCUCACCAGCUCCAAGCCUACUAACUAGGCUUGGCAAUUUCUCCCAUUUCUCUCUCCCCACCUCCCAAAUCUAAGCUCUUUAUGACCAUCACUGAAGUGUGACUGGCUUUCUGCAGGGAGACAACCAACAUUUCUCUUUCCUUUUCCCUCUACCUCCCUGUACCCCACUCCAAAAAGCCCUGGGAGCAGAGAGAGGUAGGACUGUUCCAUGGUUUGGGAAAGUACUUAGCUGGCUGCAUGCUCCACUCCUGCCUUCCACCUCCAUUCCUGCCUUCCACCUCCUUGUCCUACAAUGGAAAAGGCAACUGAACUUUAAAAAAAUUCAAAAUCCUGAUUUAAAAAAACAAGCCCAAUCACCAGCUAUUAGCAUCUUCUAAACAGAACCAUAGCACCUCUGACACAGUGCCCAUACAAGCCAAUCUUGGUUUUGCCUUCUCUUUCCCAGACCACUUUCCCCUUUUGGUAAAUGCACAAUGUUUUCAGUCUUUCUGCAUCCAUGCCCGCUGGACUGAAAGCACCAAGAACCUAGAUAAGCCAUGUUCCUCAAAUAACUUGACAGGGAAGGGUAGGGCUUACAAGCUGGCAGUGACGCAGCUGCCUCCCUGCUUCUUCUCAUCCAGCCAUUAUCAACUCUGGUUGGUUUGAGUGUGAUGCACAAUUUCCAAGAUGAUGUGUAUGACACUUAGACUCUGUUCCAGUGAGUCUGAGAAUGCCCCCAUGGGACCUGGUCCACCUCUCAUCACUCAUUCUCCUAUCUGUCUUCCUAUGCCCUGCAUCAACUUGGCUCCUUGUGUCUAGUAUGAGAUGAUGAGAGUGAGGUCAGAAUCAUUUUCAGAAGACCUUAAGCAGUGAAGGGAAAGGGGAACCUGACCCUAUCUCUGAUAGAGUUUUAUCAAUGAUGGAUCUAACAAGUGUCACCAUUAUCUGUUCACAUCUUACACCUGGGUGGUUAUGGGAGAAUCCUGACAUUGAGCUGAUCCUGCUCAAAGAGGGUUGGCAGAACUGAUAAAUUCUCCAGCUGAUUGAGCACCAAGACAGGUAGGGCAGGGAAGGCCUGGCCACUUUCUCUCUUCUGGGCAUUUCAUCAAUUCACCAUCUCAUUCAGGACUCUAUGAAAGCCAAUGGAGACCUUAUAUGCUGCUCUGGGUCCUUAGGAGAGUUCGGCUAGGAAAGAUCUCCCUACUGCCUCUUUCUAGCGAGGAGGGAUGCUUAAGAAGAGACUAGUGACAGAGGGAGAAUUAGAAGGUGGUAUAAAAAGCCUCAUCUUCCCAACUCAUGAAGAAUCAUGACAUGAAGAAAGACUGGUCCCCACACCUGCUACCAGAGAAUGAAUAUGGGACCCUGAGAUCCAAGAAAGAACACCAGCACCCAGGCCAUAGCACCUCUAGCUGCUGCAAGCAGUGACAGUGCCACCCUGCCAUCCCCACCCCCCAUCCGCAGGCUCCCACUAGCUGAGAUCAGCCACCACCUCAUUUUCCCAUUCACUUUCAAACGGGUGACCAGGGGAGGUGGAAAUGGAGUGAAAGGCUGAGCCCCUCCACAUCAAGGGCUUCCCCACCCACCAAGAGAAGAGCCUCUCCAUCUCCCUCAUCUUGUGACUUCCAUCCUUGCUGAACGGGGCUUGCAGCCAAGGCUCCUUAGGGAAGAGGUCUUUACCUCCGGUACUGUUAGAGCAAUAAGCAAUUUUUAAUGUAAAAUAAAAAGGAAAAUGA